Tribolium castaneum (red flour beetle) is the source of this 1298-nucleotide messenger RNA. RefSeq lists its product as uncharacterized. Gene Ontology annotation, molecular function: olfactory receptor activity; odorant binding. Lineage: Eukaryota; Metazoa; Arthropoda; Insecta; Coleoptera; Tenebrionidae. The record is from RefSeq and is a predicted model, not a curated record. The transcript is spliced from 7 exons. The coding region runs from base 55 to 1179 and encodes 374 amino acids. Gene Ontology annotation, biological process: detection of chemical stimulus involved in sensory perception of smell; sensory perception of smell. Gene Ontology annotation, cellular component: plasma membrane.
AAAGGAUCAAGGACUCGCGUCAUUAUUUGACUAGCACUAGACGGGAAAAGAAGAAUGGAGUCGAAAUCUUUGCGUUCGUACUUCGACACAAGUUUGAAGUGUUACCACUUGUACGGUCUGACUACAAACAGCUCACGUAUUCGGAGAUUUUUCACGACUUACGUUCUCUACCCCCUCAUGCUUAGCCUAUAUGCCAUGGUUUUGUACAAUCUGCGCUUCAAACACCACCACAUUUUUGAAUUUGCUGAAGUUUCAGUUUCAGCAACGACUUUCGGAAAUAUCUUGAUCAGGAAAAGUCUGGUGGUUUUCAGUGGCUCUUUGAACGAAAAUGUAAUCGAUAAACAUGACCAGUUUUGGAAAUACGAUUCUUUUAGUAAAACCAUCGCAGCUAGGUGUUACCGAAGCAUGGAUCUUUGCCAAAUGCUGAUAAACUUUAUCAUGAUUGGCACCACCAUCUCGAUCGUGGUUCACUGCAGCUUGCCGCUGUUUUUAAAAGAUUUGUUGCUACCACAGUCUAGCUGGAUUCCUGGAAACAGUUCCAUUGCCAGAAUUGUUCUCUACAUCAUGGAAAUUAUUGUCUACAUCGAGUGCCUUAUUCUUAUGGAAAUGUUUGAUGGCCUGUACUUGCUAAUGACCGUCAAUCUGAAAGUACAAUUUAUGCUUUUGCGUAAAGCCAUUGAAUCGAUCAAUGUUGAGAAAGAAGACGAUGAAAAGUGUUGGCAAAAAAUGAAAGAUUAUUGCAAAUAUCACAAAUUUUUGUUGAGCAUGCACAAAACCAUUAACAAAAUGUACUCCCAAUUCUUUCUUUACCAAUACUUGCUCACGAUUUGGGGGACUUGUACAACGUUGUUUGUGAUCUACAACAAAUCGUCGACUCUUGCCCAAAUCACUGAAAGUGUAUUUAUCGGGUCCAUAAUCAACACUUUGCUCAUUAUCAUCUUUAUCCCAGCCAGCGAAAUAGAAAUCGAAGCCGAAAAAGUCGCGUUUGCAAUUUAUGGAAUAGACUGGUACAACAGCAAAAGUUUGCGGAUUCAAAAGUUUGUGCUGUUUUGGUUAAUGCAUGCCCAGAUUCCUGUACAAAUGUCAGGGGCUGGAAUGUUAAAUAUAACUAGGUCUCAAAUGCUCCAAAUCCAACGUAUUGGAUACUCAUUGUCAACAUUACUGUCUAAGCUCUCGUAAUUUGUCUCAGCAAUUCGUAAAUUUGAAGUUAAUGUUAAUGUUAGUGAAUGUUGUAGCUUGUAGAUAGCACUAUUUUAGCUGUAGAAUAAACUAGUAUGGCACUUUAUUUCAUCAUUAAA